CACAGAGGGUCUGGGGUCCGGGCCGGCUCCAGUCCCGGUCCUGACGGUGCGGGUGGAGGACGAUGUGGCUCCAGCUGGCGGCGCUUUGUGCGCUCCAAGUGUUGACUGUUGCUCAGGAGGGCGGUUCCAAAGUGGGCGGGGCUAACAAUGAUGUCACAGUCCCAGAGUUCAGUGACAUGUGCACUGAGGGGAGCUGCUACCCGGCAACAGGAGACCUUCUGAUUGGCCGAGCUCACCAACUGUCAGCGACCUCCACCUGUGGACUGAUUAAACCGGAACCAUUCUGCAUUGUCAGCCACCUACAGGAGGAGAAGAAGUGCUUCCUGUGCGACUCCACUGCAGAGUACAGCGAGCGGAACAACCAGACCAGCAACCACCGCAUCCAGAACGUGGUCACCACCUUCGCCCCCAACCGGCUCAAGACCUGGUGGCAGUCUGAGAACGGUGUGGAGAACGUCACCAUUCAGCUCAACCUGGAAGCGGAGUUCCACUUCACACACCUCAUCAUGACCUUCAAGACGUUCCGGCCCGCUGCCAUGGCGAUCGAGCGCUCGGCCGACUUUGGCAAGUCGUGGCAAGUGUACCGCUACUUCGCCUACGACUGCGAGGCGUCCUUCCCCGCCAUUUCCCAGGGAGCAAUGCAGAAGGUCGACGACGUCAUCUGUGACUCACGCUACUCCGACAUCGAACCGUCCACUGAGGGAGAGGUGAUCUUCAGAGUUCUGGAUCCAGCGUUCAAGAUCGACGACCCGUACAGUCCCCGAAUCCAGAACCUGUUGAAGAUCACUAACCUGCGGGUGAAGUUCACCCGGCUUCACACUCUGGGCGACAACCUGCUGGACUCGCGGGUGGAGAUCAAGGAGAAGUACUACUACGCCCUGUUCGACAUGGUGGUGCGCGGGAACUGCUUCUGCUACGGCCACGCCUCCGAGUGCGCCCCCGUGCACGGCGCCGGCCCGGCCGCCGAGGGCAUGGUUCAUGGACACUGCAUGUGUAACCACAACACCAAAGGUCUGAACUGCGAACAGUGUCAGGACUUCCACCACGAUCUCCCCUGGAGACCGGCCGAGGGACGGAACACCAACGCCUGCAAGAAGUGCGACUGUAACCAACACUCGGACUCCUGCCACUUCGACGCCGCCGUCUUCCUGUCGUCGGGGAACGUCAGCGGUGGAGUCUGUGACGCCUGUCAGCACAACACCGCCGGGAACCGGUGCGAGCAGUGCAGACCGUUCUACUACCAGCACCCCGAGAGGGACGUCCGGGACCCCAGCAUCUGCCAGCCCUGUAACUGCGACCCGCUGGGCUCUCUGGACGGAGGAUUGUGUGACCGGAUGACUGACGUCCGUCUGGGCCUGAUCUCCGGUCAGUGUCGCUGUAAAGCCAACGUGGAGGGAGAGCGCUGCGACCGCUGCAAGAGCGCCACCUACGGGCUGAGCCAGGACGGUUGUACAGCCUGUGCCUGCAGUCCUCUGGGGACUGUCCCUUCAGGAAGUCCCUGUGACGCUCAGACCGGAGCCUGUUUCUGCAAACGUCUGGUGACCAGUCGACACUGCGACCAGUGUGUGGCUGAGCACUGGGGUCUCAGUAAUGAUGUGGACGGCUGCCGACCCUGUGACUGCGACCUCGGAGGAGCCGUCAACAACCAGUGUGACCAGCUCACUGGUCAGUGUGUGUGCAGAGAUCACAUGUUCGGCCGUCGGUGUGAUCAGGUGGAAUCUGGGUUCUACUUCAUCGCUCUGGAUCACUACACCUACGAAGCCGAGGACGCAACGUUUGGUCCUGGAGUGACGGUGGUUCCCCGGGCCCACCCUCUGGACCGCAGUCCCACCUGGACCGGGAUCGGCCUGGUCAACGUUCCAGAGGGGGCCUUCCUGGAGUUCUCUGUGGACAACAUCCCUCACUCCCUGGAGUACGACGUCCUGGUGCGCUACGAGCCUCAGCUGCCGGACCAAUGGGAGGAGGUCCUGAUGACGGUGAUGAGGCCUGGACCAAUCAGAGCGGACAGCCGCUGCAUCAACACCGUGCCUGACGACGACCACCAGACGACCUCCCUGCACCCGGGCUCACGCUACGUGGUCCUCCCCAGACCGGUGUGUCUGGAGUCCGGGCUGAACUACACCGUCCGCCUCAGCCUCCCGCUGUACUCGGCUCUGAGUGACGUCCAGUCUCCGUACACACUCAUCGACUCGAUCGUCCUGAUGCCUCACUGUCAGAGUCUGGACGUCUUCUCGGCGUCAGAGGGAGGACACUCCGGCGGAGACGCCUGGGAGACGUUCCAGCGGUACCGGUGUUUGGAGAACAGCCAGAGCGUGGUGAAGACGCCGCCGACCGACAUCUGCUCCAACUUCAUCUUCAGCAUCUCCGCCCUGCUGCACCAGGGGGCCAAAGAAUGCCACUGUGACCCUCAGGGCUCCCUGAGCAGCGUCUGCGCCGCCAGCGGGGGGCAGUGUGACUGCCGGCCCAACGUCAUCGGCAGGAGCUGCGACCGCUGCCAACCGGCAACCUUCCAGUUCGGACCCAAAGGCUGCCGAGCCUGCCUCUGCGACCCUCUGGGUUCCGUGUCGCCGCUGUGCGACCAGCUGAGCGGUCAGUGUGUGUGUGUGCCGGGCGCCGCCGGGCGGCAGUGUGACCGCUGCCUGCCGGGUCACUGGGGUUUCCCCGCCUGCCGCCGCUGCGCCUGUAACGGACACUCGGACAGCUGCGAGCCGGCGGACGGACGCUGCCUGGACUGCAGGGACCACACGGAGGGCCCGGGCUGUGACAGGUGUCUGGAUGGUUACUAUGGCGACCCGGUGCUGGGGUCGGGCGACCACUGCCGGCCCUGCAGGUGUCCCGACGGCCCCGACAGCCGGCGCCAGUUCGCCAAGAGCUGCUACCGAGACCAGGACUCCCAGCAGGCCGUGUGCCUGUGCGAGCCCGGAUACCGAGGUGCUCGCUGUGAGCAGUGCUCGCCUGGUUACUAUGGAAACCCGGAGGAGGAGGGCGGCGGCUGCCGGCCCUGUCGGUGUAACAACAACAUCGACAUGCUGGACCCGGAGUCCUGCGACCGCCGGACCGGCGAGUGUCUGCGCUGCCUGCACCACAGCGAGGGCCCGGCCUGUCAGGACUGCCGGCCGGGUUACUACGGCAACGCCCUGCAGCAGGACUGCCGCAAGUGCGUCUGCAACCGGCUGGGCACCGACGCCACCGCCUGUCCCACGCCCGGCGACUGUCGCUGUCACCGCGGCAACGGUCAGUGCAGCUGCCUGCCCAACGUCACCGGGCUGUCCUGCGACCGCUGCGCGCCCGACACCUGGAACCUGGCCAGCGGCCGCGGCUGCCAGAGCUGCCAGUGCCACGAGCAACACUCCUACCAGACCACCUGCAACCAGAUCAGCGGCCAGUGCUCGUGCCGGUCCGGCUUCGGCGGACGGACCUGCAGUGAGUGUAAGGAGCUGUUCUGGGGCAAUCCAGAGGUCAAAUGUCACGCCUGUGACUGCGACCCCCGGGGCGUCUCGGACCCUCAGUGUGACCGGCGGACGGGUCAGUGUGUGUGUGUGGAGGGUGUGUCCGGCGCCCGCUGCGACCUGUGCGCCCGCGGUUUCUCCGGAAGCUUCCCCGCCUGCCGCCGCUGCCACCAGUGCUUCGCCGAGUGGGACCAGCUGGUCGGUCAGCUGACCAAUCAGACGCACCGGCUGGUCAACAGGGUCCACGCCGUCAGAGCCAGCGGCGUGGGCGGGCCGUACCGGGACAGCGUGGACCGCCUGGAGAAGACCGCCGGCGAGAUCCGGCUCCUCCUGGACCAGAACCCGGCGGCCCGGCCCCUCGGAGAGAUCCAGCAGCUGCUGCGGCAGGCCAGUGACCUGAUGGGAGCCCUGAGCCAGAGGUUGAACCACACCAACCAGACCCUGGUCCAGGUGCAGGACCAGGACUCUGCUGCAGAAACCAAACUGGACUCCCUGAAGUCCGACGCCCAGAAGCUGGAGCGAACGGUUCAGGAGCUGCUGGACCAGCUGGAGCUGGUCAAGAACUCCGACGUCAGAGGGGCGACCGACAGCAUCAGGAAGUACUCCCUGCGGUCAGCGGCGGCGGCGGCGCGAGCCAACGCCUCGGCGGCGGAGACGUCGGCGUCGCUACGGAAACUGACGGAGGACAGACUGAACCGGACCCAGGAGGACUUCCUGAGGAGACACUCUGAGCGCGCUCAGGAACUGGACGACCUGGCGGGACGGCUUCAGACCCUGGACCUGUCAGGGGUCAGCCACCAGACCUGCGGCAGCGCGGUCCAGGGUCAGGACCCGUGCGCCUCGUCCCCCUGUGGGGGUCUGGGCUGCGUGGACUCUGAGGGUCUGGCCCGGUGCGGAGGGGACGGGUGCGACGGCGCCGUGACCAAAGCCAGCGAGGCCUGGAGGAGGUCCCGGGAGUCCCAGCAGCAGAUCCUCAGCGCCAUGGAGGAGGUGGACCAGCUGUCCAGGAUGGUCUCGGAGGCGAAGCUGCAGGCGGACCAGGCCAAGCUGAGCGCCCAGGACGUCCUCCUGAAGACCAACAGAACCCGGACCCGGGUGGAGCAGAGCAACCAGGAGCUGCGGAACCUGAUCCGCCAGAUCCGGGACUUCCUCACACAGGACGCUGCGGACCUGGACAGCAUCGAGCUGGUGUCCAGCGAGGUCCUGGCCCUGCAGAUCCCCACGUCGGCGUCUCAGCUGCAGAACCUGACCCGGGAGAUCCGGAUCAAGGUGGGACAGCUGGGACACGUGGAGACCGUCCUGGACCAGAGCGCCCGGGACAUCCAGAGAGCCGAGGACCUGCUGGACCAGGCCCGGCGGGCCAGUGAGGAGGCAGCAGCAGUCAGGGCCUCGGCUCAGCAGGUCCAGGAGGUUCUGGCUGCGGUGCAGAGAGCUCAGACGGCAGCAGGGGGCGCCGUCCGGCAGGCGGAGGCCGACAUCCUGAACACCAAGGGCCUGCUGUCCUCCGUGCAGUCGGAGACGGCGGACGCGGAGGAGAAGCUGAACAGCGCCACCCAGAGGCUGCAGAGGCUGGAGCGGGACGUGACGCUUCUGAGGGGCGGGGCUCUGAACGCCACGCGGAGCGCCCAGCUGACCAAUCGGGAGGCGGCGGCCGUCGGCAAGGCGGCGGAAGACCUGAAGAAGGGCCUGGACUCCGACCUGAGGGACAAGUACGCCGCCGUGGAGCGCCUGAUUGGCCAGACAGCCGGGGGCGUGGCCGACGCCAAGAAGAGGGCGGAGUCACUGCAACAGGAAGCCAAGAAGCUGCUGCUGCAGGCCGGAGAGCAGCUGCAGCAGCUGAGAGAUGUGGAGAAGUCGUACGAGGAGAACCAGCAGACUCUGGAGCAGAAGGCGGAGCAGCUGCAGCAGCUGGAGGCGGCGGUGAAGCAGCUGCUGCAGGACAUCAGCCGCAAGGUGACGGUGUACUCCACCUGCCUCUUCUGACCCCGCCCCCACCGAGGCCCCGCCCCUACCCGCCUGGUCUGACCCCGCCCAAGGCUCCGCCCCCACCUGUUAAACAUUUGUUUCGUAGUGUUCACGUUCAGCCACUCCUGUUUGAAUAAAGUUU
Salarias fasciatus (jewelled blenny) is the source of this 5556-nucleotide messenger RNA. It is a transcript of the gene lamb1a, whose product is annotated as laminin, beta 1a. Lineage: Eukaryota; Metazoa; Chordata; Actinopteri; Blenniiformes; Blenniidae. Gene Ontology annotation, biological process: basement membrane assembly; cell migration; substrate adhesion-dependent cell spreading. The record is from RefSeq and is a predicted model, not a curated record. Bases 63 to 5432 code for a protein of 1789 amino acids. The transcript is spliced from 33 exons. Gene Ontology annotation, cellular component: laminin trimer.